CGUCCUGCAGCACACAUGCUCAUAUGCACACACACCAGAUCACAAUCUCAUCUCUUGUGCACUAAAAAUGCUCUGGGAAUUGUGCUUAGCUCUACUGUUCACUGGCUUCCCAGUGUCGGCUCUGCCUUCAACUAACAUCAAGAUCACACAAGCACUGCCCAUGCAACUAUCAGACUCAAACCAGCCUGUGACAUGUCCACUCUUUUGGACUGAAUUUGAGGGUUACUGCUACCGUUUCUUCCCAUUGAACCGUACCUGGGCUGAAGCAGAUCUGUACUGUGCAGAGUUCUCCAAUGGACACAAAUCAGCCAAGCUCACCUCCAUACACAGCUGGGAAGAAAAUGUCUUUGUCUAUGAUCUUGUCAAUAGCCGUGUACCCGGAAUUCCAACAGAUAUUUGGAUUGGCCUUCAUGAUAGAAGACAGGAGGGCACUAUGGAGUGGACAGAUGGGUCACCCUAUGAAUACAGUUAUUGGGAUGGAAACCAGCCAGAUGAUGGCAUCCAUCGCAUCCCUGUGGAGGAGGACUGUGUGGAAAUCUGGUACAGGCAAAACAGUGCGCUGAGGUCUUGGAAUGACAACAGUUGUGAUAAGGCUUUUCCAUUCAUCUGUAAGAUUCCUACACUGGAAAACUAACCUCUCGCUAAAUCAAAGAUUUGUUAAGCAGUUUUUAUGAUCAACAACGACACCCCAACAUCUAUCUAUCAAUCACAUUGCAGCAACAAGGUGUCUUUUUCUCUCCAUCCUUGCAGUGACAAUGGGCUCUCUCCAAUCUGUUAUAACUGCACUCUGCACUUCUCCCCCAUCCACUUCAAUUUCCUGUUCCCAGCCCCUCAACAUCCACCCACCCCUUUUGUGUCAUUGUGCCAAGUUUUCUCAUUCCUCUGGAGCUUGUUCAGAACACUCGAGAAUAAUAUAUAUUUUUCCCCCACUGGAGAUGCUAUUGAUUAUUCAUGUUGAUAUUCGAUAUUGGUGUUAAUGCUGUUGUUGUAAAUUACAUAUCAGUCCAUUCCCUUUUUUAGCCAGACACCUGCACUUGGCUAUUUCCACACCAAGAGUGAGUUGCACAAAGGGAGUUCUAGAGACUUCAGACUGAACUAUAAGCAUGCAAAUAUUUUUUUAAGGAAAUCUAAGCUCCAUGCUGUUUACCAAAUGCCUGUUCAUGCUGUGAGAACAUUAUUUACUUGUAUUAAAUUUGGGUAUAUUUGCCAGAGUCACCAGGAUUUGAAAAAGAUGAUAAUGCCCAACGGCCUGACUUAAUAUUCAGUAUGUUAAAUUUAGUGCAAUUAAUUUUUUUAAUUUGAGAAUAUUUCAAAGAGCAUCCUGUGUGCUUCAUUGGUAGCAAAGAAAACGGACUUUCUGACUGAAUUCAUAUGGGCAAUGUCACCAAUCUGAAGGAUCAUAAACAUUGCUCAUUCAUUUUACACCAUAACUGUUCUGUUCUAAGUUUUAAGGUUUUAUAUGAUGGUCAUAAGUCUCACUCACAGACAUUGAGAUACUGUUUGUAAUGAGUCCUGAGUUUAGCUUUAGCCCAUUAUCCAGAGUGCUUUCAAUGUUCAUCUGUGCACAUCGAUCUACUGACCCAAGAGGUGAGAUUCUGAAAGAGUAGGGAUUUAAAUCUUUGUUGAUUGCAAAGCUUCAAAAGACAGAGAGAGCUUAACCUCAGCCUGGCAAAUGACCUUUUAUGCUUCUGUCUCCAGUUCAUGGACCGUGCCAAUUAGUGACUGAGAAAUCUCUGUUCCUUUGUACACAGCUCUAUCGGUAAACAACCUUGUGGACCACUUAAAAUGUUAGAACAUCAAUCCAAACUCUCUAUACUUACAGCAUGUCAUACAUGUGUAUCAUUUGUCUUGGACCAAAUUUAGUUCAGCAGAGAGAGAUUUUAAAAUGGAUAAUAACCUCAGCUGGGGGCCCAAGUGUCUCUCCAGGAAGGAAUUUUGUAAGAAAUGGCUGUUUGCACAUGACACAGUGCCUUGGUAUUCCUGUCAUAUAGCAUCUGUUUUGAAAUAAAGAGAAAGAAUCUAUUUUGUAGAUAUGGUCUUAUAUUCAAGUAAACAUGGUAGUUUUGAUUAUUAUGUGCCUGACACAGACCCAGGACUCAUGAGGAACGCAGGGUUAAGCUGCUCCCCUAUUGCUGAAGAAAGCAAUUAAGUGACUAAUCUCUUGGUUUUAUAGUCCUCAAGAGCGAACAUUUAUACACAAACAAGCCCUGAAUCAUUUUAGUGAUUUAAUUAAUGCAAUGCCAGGGUAAUUACUAUGGUUGUAAAAUGUUCAGGUUUAAACAGAUAUUUUCAAAUAAUACAAUGAAAUGACGAUAACCUCAGUAUUUUGUUGCCAGUUAAACUCUGUAUUUCAUUUCUUAACGUCAUCAUUUUCCAACAUAAGUGGUUCUAGAGAGCAAGUUUCCAUUCCAAGUGGAGAAAAACUAAUGCGUUUCACUCUGGAACAUAUUCAUUAAUUCAAGCUCAAUAAACAAGAAACGUUAACAUCUCUGAAAUAUCAACAGCGCUUUCACUGCUAGAAGAUGUAAAAUGUUUCAAUAUACCUCUGUUUAUAUCAAUCUUGCACUGUCUGUCUAAGAAAUCAUAUUAAA
Messenger RNA from Xyrauchen texanus (razorback sucker), 2591 nucleotides. RefSeq names its product C-type lectin domain containing 19A (gene clec19a). The transcript has 5 exons. Bases 68 to 634 code for a protein of 188 amino acids. The record is from RefSeq and is a predicted model, not a curated record. NCBI's taxonomy places the organism in Eukaryota, Metazoa, Chordata, Actinopteri, Cypriniformes, Catostomidae. Gene Ontology annotation, molecular function: signaling receptor activity.